This is a messenger RNA of Sebastes umbrosus (honeycomb rockfish), 1501 nucleotides long. It is a transcript of the gene taf11, whose product is annotated as TAF11 RNA polymerase II, TATA box binding protein (TBP)-associated factor. Bases 272 to 883 code for a protein of 203 amino acids. Gene Ontology annotation, molecular function: transcription coactivator activity; protein heterodimerization activity. The record is from RefSeq and is a predicted model, not a curated record. NCBI's taxonomy places the organism in Eukaryota, Metazoa, Chordata, Actinopteri, Perciformes, Sebastidae. The transcript has 6 exons. Gene Ontology annotation, biological process: RNA polymerase II preinitiation complex assembly; transcription initiation at RNA polymerase II promoter. Gene Ontology annotation, cellular component: transcription factor TFIID complex; nucleus.
CCCGUGCUAUGCUAUCAUGAAUGCUAUCAACAAACAGAGAGAGCUAGCAGCAUUGUGAUGCUCUCUUUGCCUUUAGACGAAGGAGUUGCUUGAAUUUAAUCAAUUAUAAGUGCGGCAAUCUUAAAGUGGAUGUGUUAGCGACCUUCCUUGCUAUCUGGCACUAAGUUAAGUUAAGUUAACUAUUAGUUUGGCUCAUCUCUGCUGUUGUGUUGACGCCUAGCUGCAGAGAAGUAUCUGAAGCUGCCAGCCUGUGUUUAGAGGGACAGUGAUUAUGGCCGACCCUGCACGGAUCAAACCUGAGUCUAAACCCGAAAGAACAGCUUCUGCUAACGAGGAUAAAUCAGAGGAAACUGAAGAUGCACCUGCCACAGCAAAAUCUGCAGAUGAAAACAAAGAGUCAUCCUCGAAAGAUCAGCCCAAACAGGAGGUCAAAUCUGAAAUGGGAGCUGGGGAAGAUGAGGAAGAAGGAACAUCUGGCCAACCUGGCUCCAAAAGACUGAAGGUGGAACCAGAGAAGAAAAAGGAGAAGCGCCAAAAGGUCGAUGAGGAUGAAAUACAGAAGAUGCAAGUUUUGGUGUCGUCCUUUUCUGAAGAGCAGCUGAAUCGCUAUGAGAUGUACAGACGUUCUGCCUUCCCUAAGGCAGCUAUUAAGAGGCUAAUCCAGUCCAUAACAGGAUCAUCAGUGUCCCAGAAUGUGGUGAUCGCCAUGUCUGGUAUUUCCAAGGUUUUUGCUGGAGAAAUUGUUGAGGAAGCAUUGGACGUUUGUGAGAAGUGGGGAGAAACGCCACCGCUUCAGCCCAAGCAUAUGAGGGAAGCAGUGAGGAGGCUGAAGAGCAAAGAUCAGAUUCCCAACACCAAGUUCAAGCAGAUUCUCUUUAACUGAGGCACCUGUGUUUAAGAUUGAGUGGGGCGCACGCCUGCGAUAAAAAGUGGUGCCAUAGCUUGUGGAAAUCUUGUCAUGAAGCCUCUGUAGCCACACCACAGCCACUGAUUUUUCUCUACUAACUAACAGUCAAAAUCAGUGGCUGUAGUAUUGAAGAAUGGUCAAUACGGACAAGACCAAUAUGGUCUCUUACAUGAGGGCAGCUGUCGAAUAAAUCUCACUCUGACCUGCCAAUCACCUCUAAUAGUCAAGGGAAAUGCUCGGUGCAACAUACAGUGCAAAUCGUUUGAAUUGUAUUCAUGUAUUAUGGUUGUAAAUACAGUACGUUUUAUACUGUUUUGGUCUUGUGCCUCAGUAAUUUUAAAGAACUUUGGAGAAAUGCUUUUCGUUUCUGGUAGGAAAAUUGUGUGAUGCCUUCAAGUUCCAAUGGUUUGAGUUACAAAAAUGUGCACUCUUUUUUUUUUUUUCUUUCUUUCUUUGCUGUACAAGCAUACAGUGGGUAUUCAUUUUGACAUUUCAAAAAUGUUUGAGCAGUUGACUGCUAAGUUUGACUCAUCAUUCAGCUCAUCUCAGAAUUUAGUUUUUCUCACAAUACUAAAAUAAAGAACAAUGUUUCAA